Messenger RNA from Phacochoerus africanus (Common warthog), 2629 nucleotides. It is a transcript of the gene SPSB1, whose product is annotated as splA/ryanodine receptor domain and SOCS box containing 1. NCBI's taxonomy places the organism in Eukaryota, Metazoa, Chordata, Mammalia, Artiodactyla, Suidae. Gene Ontology annotation, cellular component: SCF ubiquitin ligase complex. Bases 387 to 1208 code for a protein of 273 amino acids. The record is from RefSeq and is a predicted model, not a curated record. Gene Ontology annotation, biological process: proteasome-mediated ubiquitin-dependent protein catabolic process; intracellular signal transduction. Gene Ontology annotation, molecular function: protein binding. The transcript has 3 exons.
CGCUUCCCCUUGGUGACGGGGGAGCUCACUCAGGCCAGGGCCAAUCCAGCCCCGGUGAGGGAGGCCUGGGGACCCGCAGGGCCCGGCCACUGGCACGGAGGGCACCCCUGCUCCCGGGGCUCCAGGGGGCUGCCUGCACUGUGCGUCUAUCUCCUCUGGCCCGAGGACCAGGGCUUCUUUCCCAGGGCACUCACUCCCUGGGCACUGGCCCCAAACGCUCCGGCAUAUCCAUCCUCCGGCAGUCCCCAACACUCCACACCAUGCAGGGGCCGCCUGGCGAGCUCCCUUAGGAGUGUUGUCCAGCCUGAUUGGAACCCUGGAGAAGAGGCCCCGCGAUUGAUGAGUUUGCCCUGGACAUUGGUGAACAGGUGAAACGGGAGGCCAACAUGGGGCAGAAGGUCACCGGAGGAAUCAAGACCGUGGACAUGAGGGACCCCACAUACCGGCCCUUGAAGCAGGAGCUCCAGGGUCUGGACUACUGCAAGCCCACCCGCCUGGACCUGCUGCUGGACAUGCCACCUGUGUCCUACGACGUCCAGCUGCUCCACUCCUGGAACAACAAUGACCGCUCGCUCAACGUCUUCGUGAAGGAGGACGACAAGCUCAUCUUUCACCGGCAUCCGGUGGCCCAGAGCACGGACGCCAUCCGGGGCAAAGUCGGGUACACGCGCGGGCUGCACGUGUGGCAGAUCACGUGGGCCAUGAGGCAGCGGGGCACCCACGCCGUGGUGGGGGUGGCGACGGCAGAUGCCCCCCUGCACUCUGUUGGGUACACAACGCUCGUGGGGAACAACCACGAGUCCUGGGGCUGGGACUUGGGGCGCAAUCGGCUCUACCAUGACGGCAAAAACCAGCCGAGCAAAACGUACCCGGCCUUUCUGGAGCCGGACGAGACCUUCAUUGUCCCUGACUCCUUCCUGGUGGCCCUGGAUAUGGACGACGGGACCCUGAGCUUCAUUGUGGAUGGACAGUACAUGGGAGUCGCUUUUCGGGGACUCAAGGGCAAAAAACUGUAUCCUGUAGUGAGCGCUGUAUGGGGCCACUGCGAGAUCCGCAUGCGCUACUUGAAUGGACUCGACCCCGAGCCCCUGCCGCUGAUGGAUCUCUGCCGACGCUCAGUGCGCCGGGCCCUGGGGAAGGAGCGCCUGGGUGAGAUCCACACGCUACCGCUGCCCGCCUCUCUCAAGGCCUACCUCCUGUACCAGUGAUGCUCCACCCGGGACCGCCAGCACGACAGCCCCCUGGUGCCAACUUAUUGAGCCACCACCACACCCCCUGCCUUGGCCCAGCGUCUGCUCUUCCUCUUCAUCCUCCCUGGCUGCCCCACUGGACCCAGACAGCUCUGGACUCGGGCCCCUCUGUCCAAGUCCGGACACUGGCAGGAGUUCCCCGCGUGCCAUCUCAUCGUCCCUCCUUGGAAAAGACACAGAGAACAAACUCUGACGCCAAGCUCCCAUCUGCUCUCGGGGUGGCCUGGGCUGUUCCCCCGCCUGCCGGGUCCCUCAGUGGCGGGGCUGGUGGGAGGUGCCCUGGUGCCCAGAGCGGAUCCCCAGGGUGCUAGAGGUGCUUAGAUGAGGGCCGGUGCCUGCCUAGCGGGGCCCAGCCACGGCGGACGAAGCUCAGGACGUCAGCACCUCACUGCAGCCAUCGAGGCAGAAACCGAAAUGGGACCUUUCGCAGGCACGUGAGCACGCAGCAUCGGUUCCUGGCUGCGGGUGCCCCCGUAUCCUGUAUUUAUUCUUUUACCAGUAACAAAAAAGCCAUUUAUUUAUUCCAUUUAGAAAGGACACCUGGUGUGGGUCACCCUCUCUCUGGAGUGAUCUGUCGCUUCUCUUCCACCUGCCCCUCCCCAGGACGGGUGUGCCGUACCUGUCCUUUUCACUGGCUCGUGACUGUGGUGUGUUCCCACGUGGACACAAGGGUAUCUGUUUUCAUCCCUUGACCUACAGUUUCCAGGGGGCUCUGCUCCGAAGUCCCAGGGGGGCCCCCUCAGGGAGCAUCAGCCUCAUGUGCAAUAUGAGCAUCUGGGGGGCCCAUCUACACCGGAGGCGGAAGCUCCCCGGGUCUCCCCAGGCGGCCGCUUACCGCUCGGGCUUACGCAUCUCUGCACAUGCCUUUCUCCCUGCAUGUCGUCCAUGGGCGUCUGGGUGGGGGUGGGCUUUUGCUUUCCUACCUGAGAUUUGCCACGUGCUUUCUCAGAAGCCCUGGCUUCCCGGGGGACAAACCACGACAAGAGCAUGGGUGGGUCCCAAUCCCCUGAGAGGCCAGGGGCCGGGCAGGCUGAGGGAGACCGGAUCGAGGUCACGUGUCCUAAAAGCCAGUGUGGGUCUCUGCUUGGGGCCCCAUCCGGGCUCUGGGCCCUAGUAGCGCGGCCCCAGGUCUUGAUGGUGCCCCAGAGCCACAGGGGCAGGGUGGGGUGGGGUGGGCAGCCAGCAGGAGAGGGACACCCCCUCCGUUGCACAAGCCCCCCACGUAGCAGACCCCAGCACCUGCCGCCACAGCCACCAUUUCUUCUGUCUCCAAGUCAGCUCCCCUUCUGUUCAUUUCUGUACAGGUACAAUAGAUGACUUUAUUUGUUUAAAAUGUUUAAUAUAUAUGCAUAUAUAUUUGUCUGUAAGAAUUAUGUUUU